UGGCUCCAAAGUUCGUCUGCUGAAGACUACCUACACGGAGAAGACAGUUUAGAUGUUGUUUUUGUUUACUUGACAACGUGACAACUCGACCAUGACUGGAUCAGCCACUAUCAGGAGGUUAGCUGCCAUCGCCUUCCUCAUCACAGUCCUCUCCACAAAAUCAACACACAGCAAACACACCAACGUGGUUCUUGUCGGCGCAACAGGGGACCUGGCUAAGAAAUAUCUCUGGCAAGGCUUCUUUGACUUGUACCAGGCAGAACAUGCCAAGGGGAACACCUUUUCCUUCUACGGAGGGGGAAGGAACAAUGUAGAGGCAGGUGGUCCUAUUCUACAAGAGAUUGUAACAGAGAGUAGGAAAUGUUCCACCGAGAUUGAUAGUUGUAUACAGCAGAGAGAAAACUUCGUCGAAAUGGUGAAAUACCACAGACUGAAGUCAGAAGAUGACUAUGGAGAAUUAUGUAGAACCAUUGAGGUAAACCUCAAACAGUCAGAGCUGGAAGAAAGUGGCAGAAUCUUCUACCUCUCUGUACCUCCGUUUGCUUAUCCGAGUAUUUCGGCCAACAUCCACAAGUUCUGCAGGCCUAAGGAAGCUGGUGCUUGGCUACGAGUCGUGGUGGAGAAGCCAUUCGGACAUGACCUGCAGUCAGCUGAAGAACUGGUGGAGAGUUUGUCGGAGUUCUUCUCGGAGGAAGAGUUGUACCGGGUGGAUCACUACCUGGGGAAGCAGGCGGUGGAGGAGAUCUUACCGUUCCGGCGCGGGAACUGGGACCUGGAGGCCAUGUGGAACACAGAGCAUGUAGAGAGGGUGGAGAUAGUCAUGAAAGAGACCAUUGAUGUGAAAGGUCGAUUGAGCUUCUUUGACAGCUAUGGCAUCAUCAGGGAUGUCCUCCAGAACCACCUGACUGAAAUUCUGACCUUGGUUGCCAUGGAUGCCCCACAGAGAGGUAACCUCAGUGAUUUCCAGCUGAAGAAGCUGGACCUCUACAGCCACAUCCAACCUUUAACCUCAGAGGGCUCUCUGAUUGGUCAGUAUGAAGAAUACAACGACCAAUGGCAAGACGAGUUGCAAAAGGAAGACAAGGACAUCAGCCAAACAGCAACUUUUGCUGCAGUUGUCUUUACCAUAAACAAUGACAGGUGGAAGGAUGUACCAUUUGUUGUUACAGCUGGUAAAAAGUUAGAUGAGAGAGUUGGAUAUGUAAAAGUUGUGUUCAGGAAGCUUCUAGAUGAUGAAAACUGUAUAAAAAGGGCUUGUCCUCAUAAUCAGGUCAUUUUCCACAUUGGACAUGGUAAACUCAAGGUUCCUGCUGUGCUAGUUUCAAAGGGCCUUCCCAAACCAGUAGUGCCAAUGGGGUGGGUUGAGUAUGAACCUCCUGCAGAUAUGGAGAUUUUUGAUCUUCCUGCCAGUGCCUAUCAUGUCUACACCCCAGAGGUUGUCAGGGAUGCAUACAGUUCUAUUAUCGAGUCUGUGUACCAUGGUCAGAGUGACCGUUUUGUCAGUUCUCCACACUUGCUAGAAUCUUGGAGAAUCUGGACUCCUCUUCUUAAAGAGCUGGAAGGAAAGGAGCCAAAGAAGUACCCCGGUGGAAAGGAAGACUCGACACUGCAGUACGUGUUAGUUGACGACAAAUUAUAUUUUCUAUCAGAUCUGUUAGUUGAUCAAAACGAUGCAUUUGCAUUCUCAGCAUCCUCUACACCAGGUUCAUUAAACCUGGCUACUCUGCCAUCUGUGUUUAGAGGUCAGAGGUUAGUCUCAGGCGACAGUGACAAAGUCAUUACUCAACUGGCCAAUGAUAUCAAAGAAAUAGCCUUACAAACUCUCCAAAGAAAAGACCACUUUCACAUUGCGUUCUCCGGUGGCAAGAGUCCCUUAAAGCUGCUGAACUAUCUUGUCCUGGAGUCUGAGAGGAUGGGGUUUCCAUGGAAACAGACCCUUAUUUGGUUUGUGGAUGAGCGCUGCGUCCCCCACAGUGACGAAAGGUCAAACUUCUACUUCGUGGAAAAGAACCUUCUCCGCUACCUCAACAUCCCUUUGUAUAAUAUCAAUCCCAUGCCAGUGGGUGGGGCUUAUGAAGAGUGUGAUGUAAACGGGGCUGACCGAUAUCACAGUAAAAUCUCCAACAUCCUGGACGGUGCCUUUGACUAUGUGUUACUCGGGGUGGGGUCUGACGGACACACGGCCUCCCUCUUCCCAGGAUCCCCUGCACUGCAGGAGCGGGAAAAGUAUGUCACACUCGCCGACGCGACAGGAGAUGCGGAGGUCAAACAGAGGAUGACCUUGACCUUUACAUCCAUCAACAAGUCCCGGAACGUUGGUGUUCUCAUACUUGGGACGGGGAAACAUGGUGUUGUUCAAAAGCUCCAGGAUGGGGGAGUUGAUGUGGAAAGUCUACCCAUAACUGGAGUUAAGCCAGAGCAGGGCAGCAUGACUUGGUACAUUGAUCACCAAGCUCUGUUUGGGCAGGAGUAGAUUACGUUUGAGUUUCAAUCUGUCCUGGAUGACUUAACUGCGUGUUCAAGUACAUACCAUAAUCUUGGUAAUGCUUCUAUUAUGUUUUGGAACUGAAAUCCAAAUCAUUCAAAAGUAUAAUGACAACUAUGCAACAUGGCUUACACUAAGUGUAAGUUUGUGGUCUAUGAAGUAUGAUAUUUACCUUGUGAUUGUUUUUUUUCUUCAAGGAAUGGAAUAAUGACACAGCACAAUACAAACCAGAAAUGAUUUCACAAUCAUGGAUCACAGGCUCAAACUGUCAUGUCUAGUCUAGCUUUUAUAAGUAAAACAUCAAUUGCUAUGCUGCUAUCUCUCUGUAUAUAAGGCAAACAGGUACUAGCUUUUCCAAAAUUCUCAUCCAGCCUUGAGUGAUUGUUACACAUGGGAUGGUAGUAUGAUUUACCAGUAUUGACUGCUAGCAGAACAAAUAUAUUGCACUAGCCAUUAUGUAGAUAAAGUGAAGCAAGGUACCAUACAUGCAAGUCUUG
Messenger RNA from Branchiostoma belcheri (Belcher's lancelet), 2982 nucleotides. RefSeq names its product GDH/6PGL endoplasmic bifunctional protein-like. The coding region runs from base 92 to 2473 and encodes 793 amino acids. The record is from RefSeq and is a predicted model, not a curated record. NCBI's taxonomy places the organism in Eukaryota, Metazoa, Chordata, Leptocardii, Amphioxiformes, Branchiostomatidae. The transcript has 3 exons. Gene Ontology annotation, cellular component: endoplasmic reticulum. Gene Ontology annotation, biological process: pentose-phosphate shunt; pentose-phosphate shunt, oxidative branch; glucose metabolic process. Gene Ontology annotation, molecular function: NADP binding; 6-phosphogluconolactonase activity; glucose-6-phosphate dehydrogenase activity.